Molecule: messenger RNA, 2376 nt
Organism: Pseudomyrmex gracilis
Lineage: Eukaryota; Metazoa; Arthropoda; Insecta; Hymenoptera; Formicidae
Product: sec1 family domain-containing protein 2-like
Exons: 11
Coding region: 307-2277 (656 amino acids)
Biological process (GO): intracellular protein transport; vesicle-mediated transport
Source: RefSeq, a predicted model, not a curated record
UGAUGCGUGAUCAUUGUUUAUUUCUGUAAGUGAAUGUCAUGCUGUGUAGUCCCUACAUUUACUUUUUCGUGGAUGUAUCGCGCUGAAAAACCAGCGGGUCACGAGAAUUGUAAGAAAAUAUCAUAGUAUACAAAAAAAAAUAUAAUGCGACAGCUGCUCUCUCUGGUAAACGUUAAUGGAAAACCUAGUGUUCACUCGCUGUGACGUGAUCAUUUCGACAUCUAUCACGUACAUGCGUGAACAUAUGUAAAUAAAAACAAAUAAUGACUGAAUUAUUUCUAUUGUGUUGAGAUUGUGCAGAAGUAUAUGCAGUCAACAAUGGAAGGUAUUAAUGACAUGGAACAAUUUCUUACUGAUGAAUGGCAUGAAAUUGCUGAACUUGUACAAGAAGAAGAAUGCGUAGUUUACAUAGACAGCUUGAUGAUUGAGUGUUUGCAUUGGUAUACUGGUGGCAAGGUAUACUCGUUCUUUAAGAAUGCCGGAGCAAUUGCAGUUUAUCAAUUGUCUUCUGAAUUUUCUGAAAAUAUCGAAGUAAAGAACUGCAAAAAGGCAAUUAUCAUUUCAGCCAGUAUUGAUAGAUGUGAGAUUGAAACGAUACUUACAACAAUAACACUGAAAAAUGCAUUUGAACAUAUUACGAUUGCCUGUCCGGGUAUUCCGGAAAUACAGGAUUAUAACAGAGAAAAGGUGAAAAUAUUCCCACAUUCAAUUUUCCUUAACCCAAUUGACAGUGAUUUAUUUCUGAUCCCAUCGUUUGCUGAAAUUGUUCCAUCAUUAACUGAUAUGUAUCUCACGACAACAAGUAAAGAAACUAUAAAUAAUCUCAAGGAUAAAAUUGAAACGUUUGUAAAUUUAUUAAACGAAUUGUUCUUUCGCCUAAACGUGAAAGAGGAUAUUUAUUUUAUGGGCGAAGUCAGCAAAUAUAUCGCUGAUAUGCUAGAGAUGUUACCGGCAGCCAUUGAUCGCAGAAAUAAUGUAAUGAGUCCCAAAAAGAAAGGAGUAUCUUUAAUCUUCGUCGAUAGAGUGUUGGACCUUUGCACUCCUACUAGCAACAAUACCGAAUCGUUACUAUCUAGGAUACUUUGUACUUUGCCUCCUUUACCCGAUCACCACAACGACGUCGCGAUAGAUAUGUCUCCCUUAUUUCAGAAUCUGCAGGAUUCAGAUUCUGAAAAGAUACCAGGAUGUCUGGCCAGUAACAGAACCUUAAUAAAUACAUUGAUUACAAAAAAUCAGAAAGAUGUGUUGACCACUUUGAACGAUAUGCUCGUCGAUAUACUUUCAACGAAAGAGAAAUCGAAACUGAAAGAUAGCUUAAAAUUGAAGCCGGCGACGAGAAUUUCAGCUCACAGUUUGGAGAAACUUGUAAAUAAAUUCAAAGAGGUGCAUGAUCUUCAUACCAUAUUGGAAUCGAGCAAUAAACUUCAAAUAGUAUUGGGAAUUAUACAGGCUUUAACGUCGAAAAAAAUGUCACAAUUAGAGUUACUGAUCAGUCUCGAGAAACUAGUUUUGCAAAAUGUAGCUGUAAGUCGUUACUCUACGAGUGUGCUCGGACAACUCAGUACUAUAAUAAGAACGCGGAACAAGCGAGGCCUAGAUACGGACAAUAUAUUCACACUUUUGGUGCAUAUCUACGCGCUUGCCGGGACUGAAAUAGUGUUCUCUUUCGAACAAGAACAACAGUUGAUCGAUGCCAUCGCCGACGCUUUAUUGGAAGACAAUAUAUCAUUAGCCAAUGAUUUUCAUGAAAAUCUCUACAUGGAUUUAUCGAAGUAUCAAACGUAUAUAAACAAAUUAACACGUAAAGGCAAGAACGAUCAAACAUUAGAUAAGGAAAAGAUUGUAAAUCACGCAAAAGUCAUCAUGAAGAGAUUGCACACAAUAGCACAGCAACGUAAUUCUCUACAAGAUUACAGUUCUUUGAUAUCCAAAUCGAGUUCUCAAGAGAUUGUUCGACGUAUUGGUAUCUUGCAACAAUUGCUAACAGACGUGCUUCACCCGGACAGACCUGAGCUCUCCGAUUUACAUCACAGUUCAUCUUCAUUUAUUUCGUCUAAAUUGAAUUUGUUCAAAGAAAAAGCAAUACCUCAUCCAUGUGACAAUUCAUGGAUCAUUGUUUAUGUUGUUGGAGGCAUAACAGCAGAAGAAGUGAGAGAAGCCAGAGAAAUCAUAUCGUUAUUUAAUCCAAAAUGCAAAGUAACAAUAACAAGUUCAAUAUUUUUAAAGCCAACCGACAUAACAUUCAAGUAUCUUCUGUUAGAUGAUGAUUGUUAUUAAAAAUUGUCUGUGAUUUCUCUUUGGAACUAAAUGUUUGUAUGUAAGCAGCACUUUAAGAAAUCCACUUUAUACCUGAAUCAGAAAUUAUACACUGAACCU